This is a messenger RNA of Protopolystoma xenopodis, 214 nucleotides long. NCBI's taxonomy places the organism in Eukaryota, Metazoa, Platyhelminthes, Monogenea, Polystomatidea, Polystomatidae. The record is from the annotation of a GenBank genome assembly.
ACAAUUCCGGUAAUCAAUCUAGCUCCCGUUGGCGCUGAAGAGGACUACCAGUUGCACCAGCAAUUGCUUCUUCGAAAACAGUCUACUGCCAGUUUCAACUCAAUCAACUCUGACUCAGCUAGUGAUUGCCUGCGCGAGUCUGGCUAUGGUUGCUCAGAAAACGGGGCAGCCUAGCCAUCAGUUAAUCCUUAUCUUGAUAGUCACCAUUCUGUAG